Molecule: messenger RNA, 450 nt
Organism: Trichoderma virens Gv29-8
Lineage: Eukaryota; Fungi; Ascomycota; Sordariomycetes; Hypocreales; Hypocreaceae
Exons: 2
Coding region: 1-450 (149 amino acids)
Biological process (GO): pyrimidine nucleotide import into mitochondrion
Cellular component (GO): mitochondrion
Molecular function (GO): pyrimidine nucleotide transmembrane transporter activity
Source: RefSeq, a predicted model, not a curated record
AUGUACACGUCUGAAGGAUUAGUAUCGUUCUACUCCGGUCUCACGCCUGUACUCCUCGGAUUGACGCACGUAGCUGUGGAAUUGCCUACUUACGAAUAUCUCAAAACUAGAUUCACUGGACAUGGAAUGGGUGAGGGUUCAGGAGAAGCACACUGGUUCGGCAUUCUUUCAGCCUCGAUGUUGUCCAGGAUUUUGGCCAGCAGCGCUACGCUAGGCAAAGGCGGAAUAGUCGACAACCGCAAGUAUCGGGGCAGCGUGAUGACUUUCAGAACUAUCCUUCAAGAGGAAGGAUGGAGGCCUUUGUACGCCGGACUGGGAAGCAACAUGAUGCGAGCUGUGCCCGCCGCCACUGUCACGAUGCUGGCAUACGAAUACAUCAUGCGAUUCCUGUACUGUGCAAAGCAAGAAGGCCAGCCAAAAUCCACGGACACGAAAGUCAAUCAUGAGUAG